CUGGAGAGAAGAUGGCAAUCUGCUCAGGAGGAAGCCAGAGACAGCACCUCUCAGCUAGAACUGACCAAGAAUUCUCUGCAACAAGCACAGAGGAAGAUCCAGACCCAGAACCAGGAGUCAAAGCGCCUUGAGGAUUCUCUGAUACGAAUACGAACGGAGGAGGAGGCAGCGCAGAAAACGGCGAGGGGGAGGAGCCAGGAGUUAAACUCUGCGCAAGAAUGUUUGCAGGAACUAAAAAGCCAGCUGACUGCUGCACAGGCUGCCCAGCGUGAGGCGAGAGAGCAGCUUAGCGACAAGAACCGAGAAUUGGCUGCUUUGAAGAAUGAGCUGCAGCGGAGCCAGCACAGGAAGGUGGAGCUGGAAAGGGAAUGUAUCGCUCAGGAAGAGCAAAUCCGGAGGCUGAGCGCGGAGAUGAGCGCCGUACACGAGCUUCACAAGCAGAAGGAGCAAGAGGUGGAGGCAAGCGAGAGCCGCGUUCGAGAACUGAACAAUCAGCUGAAGCAUUGGCAGAGGUUACACCAGGAGCACACACACACGUUCAGACAAAGAGAAGACGACGUGAAGCAGCUCCAGGAACAACUAGCAAUACUGAUGGAGAAGCUGAAAACGGAAGGCAAAGAGAGGGAUGAUCUGCAGAACAUCAUGAACCAGUUAAAGAUGAAGUACAAUGCAGCCACUAGUGAGCUGGAGACUCUGCGAACCUCC
Staurois parvus is the source of this 705-nucleotide messenger RNA. Lineage: Eukaryota; Metazoa; Chordata; Amphibia; Anura; Ranidae. The record is from the annotation of a GenBank genome assembly.